Messenger RNA from Eleginops maclovinus (Patagonian blennie), 1824 nucleotides. It is a transcript of the gene ypel3, whose product is annotated as yippee-like 3. Lineage: Eukaryota; Metazoa; Chordata; Actinopteri; Perciformes; Eleginopidae. The record is from RefSeq and is a predicted model, not a curated record. The transcript is spliced from 5 exons. The coding region runs from base 343 to 702 and encodes 119 amino acids.
CCAGACUUCCUCUUCUGAGUGUUUUCAUAAACAAACCAAAUAUUUCUCCCGCCGGGGCCACUGCACUGUCAUCACCCUGUCAGCCUGCCAGCAUUGUCGGGUUCCUGCUCCCGUUUUUAACAAAGGCCGUGAAAAACGCUUUUAAAGCUGGUUCAUAUUCAAAGAAAGAUACGCGGGUAAACGACCGGAGGCUGUCUUUAUUGUCCGAACCGUCAGCGCGUGGUCGACCGUUGGACAAAAGCGACCACAAUAAACCUGUUUUUAUUAGAUGAUUUUAUGCUUGUCAUCCACAUUGGGCCGCUGUAUAUACUGUGAGGAGCUUCGAUAUCAUCAACUUCAGACAUGGUGAAGCUGACAAAGGCUAAGACGUUCCAGGCGUACCUGGACUCGUGCCACCGUCGCUACAGCUGUGUGCACUGCCGUGCCCAUCUGGCCAACCAUGACGACCUCAUCUCCAAGUCAUUUCAAGGCAGUCAGGGGCGAGCCUACCUCUUCAACUCAGUUGUGAACGUGGGCUGUGGUCCUGCGGAGGAGAGGCUGCUCCUCACAGGACUUCACGCAGUCGCCGACAUCUACUGUGAAAACUGUCACACCACGCUGGGCUGGAAAUAUGAACAAGCCUUCGAGCUGAGUCAGAAGUACAAGGAGGGGAAGUUUAUCAUCGAGCUGUCCCACAUGAUAAAGGAUAACGGCUGGGACUGAGAGGGAAAUCUUCAUCUUUCUUCAUGACUUUUUUUCAAAAGUUGCAUCCCUUCGACUAUAAAGGGUUCCAGUGUAGCUUCCUCAUCCCGCGUACGAGCCAUCGCUGUGCCACACUUUCACUUCGUACCAAGAAUAGCAUGUGAUGCCUUUUUAUCUUUUCCGUUCUUCAUGUUUUUCCAGCGACCACGACAACACAUUUGCUGAUAUAUCGCUAUCCCAAUUGCUAGUUGUGCUGGGACAUGGACUGAAUGAGUGCAGGGUUUGUGUGUGAACGACUGGGACAUGUAGUCACACAGGCACGUGUGUGUGCGCAUGUUGGGUUUUAAAGCGUGUGUUUGAGUGAUGGCUUAACAGUCUCGCUGUGUGGGGCGAAGCCAGCGAAAGACAAAUAAUCUGACCUUCUUACACAUCAGAUGCAGGUAUUUGGGUUUUCCUUUUUGAGUUUAAGUGGCGCAUUUAGUCAUAUCUGGUCCAAAAUGAGCAAAGUAUAUAAGACUGUUCAACCUGUAGAUGAGCGAUAGAUUGGUAUAGGAAGCGUCGGAUUGGCCUUUUUUUUUAUCAGUGAAAUUGAUGCUUCUUUUAUGGUAAGGGAUCAGUGACACUUGUUCAUAUUUUGCUAAAGGCAAUCAGGUUGUUGAAUUAGUGAUGUUAAAUCCCGGAAAAGUCUCCUGCAAGAAUUCUUAAAGUGUGUGUGUGUGUGUGUGUGUGUGUGUGUGUGUGUGUGUGUGUGUGUGUGUGUGUGUGUGUGUGUGUGUGUGUGUGUGUGUGUGUGUGUGUGUGUGUGUGUGUGUGUGUGUGUGUGUGUGUGUGUUGUGUGCGUGCUGAGAUGUCUUUAGCUGGAUGGUGUGGAGAAGCAUUAGCCUGGGGUUCACGUCUAGAGUUUCUGCUGCACAGUUGGGAUGUCUUCACUUUUCCUUCAUGCUGAGAUCUAUCCUACAUGUGUUUGUGUGUAUAGCCUAACACGGAGCUGCCCCCUACAGAUACAUUUACUCAAAUGUGUUAGAGGAAAGUGUGUUUAGGAUUGUGUAGCAUAUUUAUGGUGAUUUUUAAUGUCUGCUUCUUUCAUUAAAGUGUAUUAUUUUAACCUACUCUUUCAUUAAAAUACAGUGUGCACCUGUGUAA